Messenger RNA from Gadus macrocephalus (Pacific cod), 1961 nucleotides. It is a transcript of the gene tlx1, whose product is annotated as T cell leukemia homeobox 1. Gene Ontology annotation, molecular function: RNA polymerase II cis-regulatory region sequence-specific DNA binding; DNA-binding transcription factor activity, RNA polymerase II-specific. Lineage: Eukaryota; Metazoa; Chordata; Actinopteri; Gadiformes; Gadidae. Gene Ontology annotation, biological process: regulation of transcription by RNA polymerase II; animal organ development. The record is from RefSeq and is a predicted model, not a curated record. The transcript is spliced from 3 exons. Gene Ontology annotation, cellular component: nucleus. Bases 252 to 1181 code for a protein of 309 amino acids.
CUCUCACCGCACGCUCUCCAAUAGCGAGCAGACACAUGCGCGUGCGAGGGCUAUCUCUCCCUCUUCCCAAACACACACACACACACACAUACACACACACAUAUGCACCCACACUCAUCAUUAGAUAGGAACGGCGGAGGACCACGAGCCCGAGAAGACUCCAAAGCUCUGAGAGCGUUAGGAGCUGCGGCGGCACGGAGCGCACCUUCUGGGGUCCUCGCGCGGAGGCGGGGGCGCUCGAGCUGGAGGUCAUGGAGCACAUCAUCGGCGGGGCGCAUCUCCAGCACACGCACGCUGAGCCCAUCAGCUUCGGUAUCGACCAGAUCCUCAACAACGUGGAGCAGAGCUGCAUGCUGGGCGCGAGGAUGCACGAGCAGCCGGACUACGGUUACGGCGGCUGCGUGGUGAGCGCGGCCUACGGCGGCAUGAACGGCGGCUUCACGUGCAGCAACAAUGGAUACAACAACAUGAACCACAUGAACAACAACAACAACAACAACUCCUGCGGGAUGGGGUCCCUUGGCGGCACGUACAACAUGAACAUGGGGGUGAGCUUGAACGGAAGUAAUGUGAACGGCGCCGGAGUGAUCCGCGUGCCGGCGCACCGGCCGAUGGGCGGGCACGCCUCCUUACAGAACGGUGGCAUGAUGUCCGGGGCCAUCAACAACCUGACAGGACUCACGUUCCCAUGGAUGGAGAGCAACAGACGGUAUACCAAAGAUCGCUUCACGGUGGCCCUCUCACCACUCACUGUAACACGCCGCGUAGGUCACCCGUACCAGAACCGCACGCCCCCCAAAAAGAAGAAGCCGCGGACGUCGUUCACGCGCCUGCAGAUCUGCGAGCUGGAGAAGCGCUUCCACCGGCAAAAGUACCUGGCGUCGGCGGAGCGCGCGGCCCUCGCCAAAGCCCUGAAGAUGACGGACGCGCAGGUCAAGACGUGGUUCCAGAACAGGAGGACCAAAUGGAGGCGGCAGACGGCGGAGGAACGAGAAGCUGAGCGGCAGCAGGCGAACCGCAUCCUCAUGCAGCUCCAGCAGGAGGCCUUCCAGAAGACCAUCAACCAGCCCGUGACCCCUGACCCGCUGUGCCUUCACAACAGCUCCCUGUACGCCCUCCAGAACCUGCAGCCAUGGACAGAGAACACGGGCAAAAUCAGCAGCGUGUCGGCAUGCGAAUAGGACCUCCAAAAACUGCCCUCAGUUUUUUUCUAUCAGCUUUUUUUAAAGAUUGUUCACUUGGAUGUUGGAUUAAAGAAGAAAAGACAGAGCGAGAGCGAGGGGGGCUGGAAAUAAAUUGGCAUGCUGCAUUGCAGUCAAAAUAAAGGCAUAAGAAGACAUCAAUGACUUCAAGGACCAGAGAUUUGGCAAUAUAGACCAUUUAAACCGGCUCGAUAACCGCUAAUGGCGAACCCGAAUUUUAUCAGAUUAGGCAUCCUGGGGGGACCCACCCUCCCCAGAGUAAUAUUUUCAUAUCUUAACUCCCAAUUCUCAUCUUUGCCAUCAAUGAUUUUUUUCACUAUUCAAUAUUAUCGACAUUUUUAUUUGACUGAAAGAGCACCUUUAGCACAUUUUAAAAACUUUUUCUUGGCCUAUAUCCUCAAGCACUAUUUAACAGACAUUUCAAGAAGAUUUAAAACCACUUGUCUGUAUGAUGUAUUUAUUUCUCAUCACGUUUUCUGAUCUUUUAUAGCCUACAUUAUAGCCUACGUUCAGUUGUCCAAGUAGCGUAGAGGUAUCAUGUUGUUUAUAUUUCAUCUAGCCUACAAUAUUUGUUCAUGGCUAAACGCAAUUAAGAAGACCCCAUGUGCUGGAUUGUAUUUGUGUUCAUGUCGGAACAGAUUGCCAUUUUGUUUAAAUUCCGCAAGAUAUAGGAUAUUUGACAAAAUACAAUUUAAUGUAAAUUAUUUUGAACAAGUUCCUUCUCAACAAUAUUAAACAAUAGCAACGGUUGCAACAUUA